Metarhizium acridum CQMa 102 is the source of this 1356-nucleotide messenger RNA. NCBI's taxonomy places the organism in Eukaryota, Fungi, Ascomycota, Sordariomycetes, Hypocreales, Clavicipitaceae. The record is from RefSeq and is a predicted model, not a curated record.
AUGGCCUCGAAAUCAGACAUUGAGCACUGGCACAUUGACACCGCCACCUAUGACAAUCGAGUGGAGGAAAUACACUUUGUUACAGACCCUAAGAGGAAUAUUAGGCGGAAACGGCAAACAGUGGUUUGGCACUUUGAGCAGCUCCUAGGCCGGGGAGGCUUCGGGGAAGUAAGGCUGGAGAGGAACAGGAAAAAUGAGGCUGUUAGGGCUGUUAAAAAGAUCGCAACAGGCGCCACUCUCAGUAAUAACGACUGUGAGAAGGAACUAAAGGCAUUUCUGGAAUUCUUAAAGCUAAAAAUACUAUCGGGCUUGGAGAUUAUAUACGCCGAGUCUUUUGCACAUCGCGGUCUCAAGCCGCAGAGUGUUUUGGUCGUACAUGGACCACCCCAGUGGUGGGUGAAGAUUGCCGACUUUGCAGUGAGCAAGAGACUGACUCUUCUCGUAACUUGUCCGGAGGAGAGACUUUCAGCCUCGCAGGCCCUGCGUGACACAUGGAUUAGCCCAGUGGCAUCCGAGCUUUCGCGGCUUACCACCUCAGCCAUGGCCUACAAUACAACCUCCCAUGAGGGUCUCAUAUCACAUAGCCCGACAUCUCCCUGGCAUAGUGAUUCUCGUCAUGAUGAAUCAUCAACACCAAUCCGCUCUUCACCUAACACCAUGCAAUUGAACUCUGGCUUAGCAGCUAAAUACGACCAAGGGCGAGUACUCGUCGUAGACUACAAAGACACCCUCAGCGCUACUCAACGCAUUGGCAACUUACCAUUUAAUCAGGGGAAAUAUAGCGCCGCAGAACGAGAGUACCAACGAGCAGCCAAAGGGCGAGAGCGAGUACUAUGGUUAGAUCAUGAAGAAAACCUUGCUGUGAUUCAAGACCUUGGCGACUCACUUUUCUAUCAACAAAAAUAUAGCGCCGCACAACGAGCAUAUCAACGAGCGGCUGAUGGCCGAGAGCGAGUACUAGGGUUAAACCAUGGAGAUACCCUUGGCUCUCUUCACUCGCUGGGUGAAUCGCUUUUCUACCAAGAGAAAUAUAGCGCUGCGGAACAAGCGCAACAACGAGCGGCUAAUGGCCGAGAACGAGUACUAGGGAAUUGCCACAAAGACACCCUUUACUAUUUUCAAUCACUGGGUUCAUCUCUUUUUAACCAUCAGAAAUAUAGCGCUGCAGAACAAGCGUAUCAACGAGCAGCUGAUGGCCGAGAGCAACUACUAGGGAAUGAUCAUCAAGACACACUUGACUCUAUUUACUGGCUUCAUUUGGGAAAGAGGAAGAAAAAGAUGAGGAAGAUGAGUAGGAAGAUAAGGGAAGGGAAGAAGGCUCCUACUAACGCCACCGAUAACGCCUCUAGCGAUUGA